AGCGCACGCGAGUCGUUCUGUCGGCACUAUUCCAGUAACAUUCAACUCGUGGUCUUUUUAUUCGUGCAAUUGCAACGAUCACUAAUUUUUAAGUCACUAACUAAAUAGUUGAGUCAUUUAAUAAAAAGUGCUCCUUGUAAUUGACCAUAGAGAAGUGAAUUGUACGGGUUAUGAGUUCAUUUCACUAUUGUUUCAUUCCAAAUCGUUGAAUCAUUGCACGCGGUGUGAGUAGAAUCAGUGAAUUAAAUAAUAAAAAUUGGUGAAUCACCGUAUUGAGUAUUCAACGUAAUAUAUAGAUUAAUGUGGUUAGCUUCUUUUUUUUUAUUUAGCAUUUAGGUGUGUGUGUUAAUUGAAAUUGGUGCGAGUGUGCAGUGAUAAGUUUAAGUGUGAACCUAGCUCGGAUAAGUCCCGAUUAUCGCAACUUCAACAUCAUUGGAAGUGAUACCUGAGAGUGGUGAAAAUUGUUAUUGUCGGAGUUCAGUUUGUUUAUUCUUUGGCUCAUAACGAAGUUCCAAGUGGAAGUGUACUUAUAUUCUCGGCCUAGAGUCAUUGCGUGGCCUCUGGACAAAUCAGGCGGAUCGUCUUUUACGGCAACAAUCCAGGACAGAGCUACACUGCCGAAUAGUGUCAACUGGAUAUGUGAAGCAUCGGUGUAUCUAUCGCACAUAGUAAUAACAGACGAAAAACGUUCGGUAACCGCACAUUACUCGGCGGGUCAAAUUCCGUAGCUCAUACUCACGCGUCCCCUGCUCCCACGAGAGUGUCAGCGAGAUUGGCAAUUCAUAAAAUGAAAUGGUGAACACAUGAGGAAGGAAAUCUGAGAGUUCGUGUGCUAAUAGUGGCAAUAUUGAAGGUACUCCUCCGGGCUAUUGGUUGACGGUUUGCCGCUGCAGUGUCGACAAGUGAGAGAUCAAGCAGAAUUCCCGACGAAGUGGCCAUUCAUGUAUCCACCAUUGAAUGUGGGCUUUCGAAUGAAUUACUAGCGGCAAUUCCAUAUUGGCUGCUGAUUGAAUGAGCUCCUUCAAUUGAAAGGGGACUAAUUGAAUCUUCACUGAAUGAAUAUGGCUCAACAAGCAUCAGUAAUUGUUAUUCGAAAAACGGGAUAUGGUACUGCCACUGAGCGGAGCAAGAAGACAUUUUCCAUCAUAAUUAUCCUGAGAACGAAGACCCAUGCUAGCAAGAUGCUUUAAUGUACUCCCGGAUCAAAAAACCGUCACCAAGCUAUCCCUUCACCGAAUACACAGAUCCUUUGCUGAACGUGAUUGAACCAUGGGACGUAUAACUACUCGUCUGCUCUGCUUGGGCCUAAUAUUUCUGAUAACCAAAGGUCAAGAAUCGUGGGAAUGCAAAGCCCCCUGCAAGUGUAAAUGGGUCUCCGGUAAAAAAACUGCAGAUUGCGUACGUUCUAACUUCACGCACAUUCCCACCUAUUUAUCUUCAGAGAUUCAGAAUCUGGACCUAACAGGCAACCGAAUUAGCCACUUAUCAGCGGGUGUAUUCAGCCGAGUAGGCCUUGUGAAUCUGCAUAAACUGAUCAUGCGAGACUGUGGUGUGAGAGCCAUUGACACAGCAGCCUUCAACGGCUUGAAGAUCGUCAUUGAGCUGGAUCUCUCGGGUAAUCAUCUCAAGAACCUCCUCCCAGGAACUUUCAUGGAAACUCAACGCUUACGGGUCCUCUUGCUAAAUCACAAUCAACUGGAGAGUCUGGAAAACGGCCUAUUCCACGACCUCGAAUUCCUCCAAAAAAUCGAGCUCUCUAACAAUAGGCUGCAACGAAUCUCGGAGAAGACUUUCGAAAAGCUUCCAGGUUUACACAGCCUCGCACUCGAUGGUAACAACUUAACAACAGUUAAACUCGCAACCUUCGAGAAUCUCCCCAAGCUUGGUAGUCUAGAGCUGCAAAAUAAUCAUUGGAAUUGCAAUUGUCACCUUAAAAGAUUUCGCAAUUGGACUAUCGAACGCAAACUUUAUACAGAACCAACUAAAUGCAGCCAACCAUCUACGCUAGCAGGAAAAAUGUGGAAUGAAGUGGAUACCGAUGAAUUUGCUUGUAGUCCUAAAAUCAUAUCCAUAGGUCCUCACACUCAUCUAGAAAUUAUAACUGGAGAUACUGUUACAAUGUGGUGUCAUGCAGCUGGUAUACCACCUCCUCAAUUAUCCUGGGUACAUCGUUCCCGUGUAAUAAGUAAUUCGACCAAGCGGCAAACAGCUGACCGAAGUUAUUUAUUAACUGAACGCCACGAAUGGCUGAAUGUCACAAUACCAUAUGUAUUAAUUGCUGACAAGGGUGAUUACAUAUGCAUUGCCAAGAGCCCUGGUGGUAGUGUUGAAAGAAACAUAAGUGUUACGAUCCUCGGAGAUAAUGAGAGUAGUAAAAUUGGACCAAUAAGUUUGUCACUAGCACUUGGUCUGGGUGUGACAUUAUUACUUUUACUGUUGUUUCUCAUGACAUUGUGUGCAUGGUAUUGCAGGAGAAAACGUAUACGACAUGAUGAAAAAAAUAGUGCUGAUAUUACGUCGUUAGAGCAUCAUGGCUUGGGUGAACAGGAAAAGUCACUCAUUACGGCAAUUAAUCCAGUGGUUAAACCACCGAGGAGAUACGAAGCACCAUCUGUUACGUCCCAUGGUACUGAGAUGACUGAGCUCAAUCGCACGCUACUUGACAACGAUUCUGUCUUCGCUGACAAUCCAGGAAGUAUAGUUGGUGUGUUCGGUGGUACGAUUGAGGAGGACCAAGGUCGUUCAACACCAGAUCAUGAUAUGCUAAUCCGUACUAACAAUUAUCGUCAGUAUCCACCAGAUCUAUUAGCAUUCUCGGGUGGUCGAGGCUCAUCACCAACGAGUCAAUCAUCAACCGCCCAAGACACACCGCGCCAUAGUAGUCAAUACGGUUCGCCAUCAUCUGGGCAAUAUCCAACGUCGUUUAAAACGCUACCCCACAAUCGAAGUGGGAGUGCCUCUUACAAUUCACCGAUACCAGUGUUGCCUCGUCAUGGAUACGUAACUAUACCAAGAAGACCAAGAGCACCCAGUUGGAGCAGUGGACCACCUACCUCACCUGUAGGUGUUCUGGAUGGAGGGGUUGAGCCAGUUUAUGAUAAUCUUGGAAGACGAACGACUGCUGAUGGAAGUUCGGUUGUCUCGUUAAAUAAGAGCCCUGAACCUGGUGCAUCAAUGAGGAUGAGACCAUUACCUAUCACACCGACCAAUUUGUUUAAUUCAAUACAACGUAGCACACCGAAUAUACUAGCUGGAAGCGCACUGGACAGAUCAGCACCUGAGGGUGCUGUUGAGUGGUCAACCAAGAUGGACGAGGGAGAGAACAGAGCUAGAACCGAAACUGGCAAUAAUGGAGGGACACUGGGGAGGAAGGUACCUCCUAGGCCACCACCCAAACCGAAGAAAAAAGUAGACAAUGGACCACUAUACGAGGACGAGGGCGAGGAUGGUACUGAAGUUUGAUGGUGACUUUGGGGAAUAGGAGAGGUCAUGGUAUUGAAUAAACCGGUUUGUGCCUUAGACGCUGGAAAUUAAUAAACGACGAUAGCUGAUGGCUGCUCAGCGGCGAGAAAAAACUUUGAGAUGAUAAUUAUUGAAAAUUAGUGAAGAUCAUUAAUUGACAAUUACUUAUUACUGUAUCUCUCGGUAAUUUAUUUUUUACUUUCAGUUUAAUUUUUUUCCAUUUUUCUGAUUAAAUGCCUUUAGUUUAGUUAUAUAUGAAAUUAUGAUGGUCAUGUGGUGAACAGACGAUUCGACGAGACUGUUUGUAAUUCAUUUUAAAAUUGAUGAUCAACGACAUGAAUGCAUAAUUGACAAUAAUAUUGGGGUCAUUACGUUUUAUCAACCUAAUUAUUCACGAUAAAUUGAUUUAUGUUUAGUUUCCGUGUUUAGCACAUACAAAACCAUGUCAUUUUGUAGUAACAUUUGAAGUGAUUGAUAGGAUUUGUGUUUGUAGAUAACAAACACUAAUGGAGACACGACCAAUAGUCAAUCAAGAUUAGAGAUAUAAUAGGUGUUUAGUAAAUGAAUUCAUAAUUUUGCCGCA
Fopius arisanus is the source of this 4045-nucleotide messenger RNA. RefSeq names its product kekkon 5 (gene kek5). The coding region runs from base 1270 to 3462 and encodes 730 amino acids. NCBI's taxonomy places the organism in Eukaryota, Metazoa, Arthropoda, Insecta, Hymenoptera, Braconidae. The transcript has 11 exons. The record is from RefSeq and is a predicted model, not a curated record. Gene Ontology annotation, molecular function: protein binding.